AUGUCAGGCGGUUUCUGGGGCUGGGCUCGAAAGCUGCAGAUGAAGUGCUCAUGCAUGGAGUCUGAAAUUGAUCAUAACGACGCUCCAAUAAUCAGCGAAACACAAGAGCCAAGCAAUGAAGGCAAAACAUUUACUGUUAUAAUUCGAUUUUUGACUGGGAAAACUUUGAAAGUUGAGGUAAAACAAGGCGAUGGAGUUAAUCAUUUGAGGUCGAAAAUUCAAGAUUUAGAUGGGACUCCAAUAGCCCAGCAAAGACUGAUCUUUGCAGGCAAGCCAAUUGGGGAAGAAAAUCCAAAUGAGCUUUUAUCUGAAUGCGGAAUAACUGGACCUGCAACUAUUCAUUUAUUACUGAAAUUGGCAUCAUAA
Molecule: messenger RNA, 366 nt
Organism: Blepharisma stoltei
Lineage: Eukaryota; Ciliophora; Heterotrichea; Heterotrichida; Blepharismidae
Source: the annotation of a GenBank genome assembly